CCCAUGUACAAUUUGCAACGUGUCCCCUCUGGACCACAAGCACUCCCACAAGCACAGCAGCGCGCUGUUUUGUUUGGUGUGUGUGCGUGUGUGUGCGUGUGUGCGUGUGUGUUUGCAGUCCGCAGCGAGUUGUUUCGUUUGUCCUCUCCCUCCCCCCCUCUUCUCUCUCUGGCGAGCGGACACACGUCGACGAGGUUCCCUUUCGUUUCGUAGCCACAAGCACGCACGCAAGCGGACACACCGCUGUACGCUGUUGCUUGUCGCCGCAAGAAACCAAGCAUGUGCGACGUUGAGGAGUCGGGGCACCUUCUCCGUGCAGAGAAGGCCAUGUCACUGUUCAGCCUCAUCACCUGCGCGAUCCCGCUCACCGUCAUUGCCAUCUGGAAGGACUGGAAGUUCACCCGGUCGCGCUUCGUCCUCGUCAUCUGCACCACCAGCUUCCUCAUUGCGCUGCUGUGGGUGGUGGCGACAUUUCACGAAGGCGACGCACAUUUCACGGGCAAGCUCACAUGUUUCUGGCGGGCCACGCGCGAGCUCUUUGUCUGGCUGCUCUUGACCGAGCUGACCGCCAUCAUAUGGUUCACCAUCUACUCUGUGAACAUCUUGGCGCCCAUCUCGCGCCACCUGGAGGCUGCCAUGCAUCUUGGUUGUGUCCUCGUCGCCUUCCUCGUCUUUGGGCUGUCCUUUGGGCUGUGCAAGAAGCGCGGUUGCUACACGGAGGAUUGGCCCACGCAACUCAUUGUGGACUGCCUCGACCUCGCCAUCCGCUUCUCUUACGCCCGCAAUCUGUACAUGUUCUUCCCGCUCGUGCUCUACUGCUGGAUGCUUUAUCGCAUCCACACCCAGCGCGCCGUCCUCAAGCAGGCCGAGGAGCAGUUGCAGACCUUCCAGCACCUGCCGCGUCCCGAGAAGCUGCGCAACAAGAAGAUGAUUGAGCUGCGAAAGGACAUUAUUCGCGGCGUGUAUCAGCCCUUGCGCGUGUACCCGCUCUUCUUCGUCCUCUUGCUCGUCUCAGACCUCAUCAAAUACUUUGCGUUGAAGCACGACACACUGCAGUCGAUGUGCGCCGCAUACGAGUACACGGAGACGCACCUGGAGGUCGCGCACACGGUGUGGAUCACCUUCAAUGGUCUCGGUAUCCUCAUUGUCUUCUUCUUCGACCCACUCAACAGGCAACGUCUAACGCCGUCGUCGCUGCGCAAGCGCUUCAAGUCCAUCAAGGGCCGGCGUGUGCGCAUUGCCCUCACCGAGAACCAGGAGCACACCGUCACGGCGUGGUCCACAGACACAAAGCACUCGGACUUGCACGCACCGCUACUUGCAGACGACAGAGACCCUGUCAAGGUUGCUCCGUCUCGCAAGCGAAUGAACACGGGCUUCGUGCGCAAGCGCUACAGCGACAACUUUGACGACCUUGAGGAGGGCGACGAAGGCGAGGGGGCUGACUACGAGGCGCAGUGGGGUGAAGUUGAAGACACCCAACACCAACACGAGCACGUGAACGGCGGCAGCGCGACUACUGGACGUGCGGUCCGGUUUGCCGAUGAAGGCAAUGACAAUGAUGGUGGUCCUGGCGAUGGUGGCGAUGGCGUUGUUGAUGCGGGCGUGUCGUUCCAGAUUGGCGGCGGCAAGCGGCGGCAGAAGAGAAAUAGCGGUGCUGGCGGCGGCGAUAGCAGCAGUGGUGGCAAUGGGCAGGGGGGCGAGGAACGCGCGCAGCACGCGCGUGCCGGAGCGGAAGGCGGGGAGGGCGAAGACAGCCGUGAUGUUGACGCCUUGCUCAGCGCAUACGAUUACGAGAACAUUGUGACGUACGAGGACCUGCUUCGAGUGCAGGAGUAUGAGGAGAUGAUGAAGCGCAACACACCGGCCCCGCACCACAAGCGCAGGCAGACCACGCCUGUUGGGCAGACACAGCCAUACAAGGCGCGCCCGGACGGCGUUGGUGGCGAUGGCGGCAGUGAUGUAGCGCCUAGCAAGGGCACAUCGCAAGCAGGCCAGCGGCGCAGCAAGGCGCAGUCUGUCUCGUUUGGAGAUCUCAGUGCACGCGCGUCGGAGGAAGCAGCGGACGCAUCUGCCAGCCAACCGCCACACGAGCAGCAACAGCAGCAGCAACAGCAACAACAACAACGACAGCAGCAGCAGCAGCAAGCGCAACAAGAACAGCAGCGAAGGGAAGGUAACAGUGGCGAUGGUCACGCGAAACAGGCAGGCAAGCCGGGCAAGAAGACAAAGAAGGCGGGCCGGCGCGAUGGGGAGAAGCGCAAGUCGCAGGAGUGGAAGACAGAGGCGUUUGACAGGCAGGAGGACGCGGUGCUGGUGUCGCUUCCCAAGCCGGGCGCAGAGGGCUUUCUCCCGCCACGCCGCGACAGUAUCAUCACCCGGAAGAGCCACAUCAUGCGUGACUCGUCCCACGAUGGCGACACCACCCCGGCGCAACCGAGCGCUGCCACGGAGACAGCAGAAGCGCCCGUGUCACUGCAGGAGCGCGUGGAGAAGGAGGAGGAGAACAAGGGCGGCGAUGGUGGUGAGGCAAGGCUACCUUCACCACCAGGCACGCCCCCGCCCAUCCCGUCUGAUGACGACGACGAUAAUGAUGGUAAUGGUGGUGAUGGUGAUGGUUGCAGUGACACUGCGGCUGUUGCGGGGGAAGACGAAGCAGAAGGGAGGCCAACGACAAGCGGCAGUCUUGAGCAGAGUGUGUACUAUGAUGCGUCCAGCAGUCUGGCCAGUUCGCUACAGUCGCCAGCGCGGACAGGCGAUGGCCAUGGCAACGAUCACGACAAUGAUGCUCACGAGGAUAACGGCGAGGAUGAUGAUGAGUUCAAGACAGCCCUCACGGUGUUGCCGUCCGUGCACGAGCAAGACAAGUAGCUGUGUGAUGAGAGAGGGCGAGAGAAUGAGAGAGUGAGAGUUUGUGCGUAUGUGUGUGUAUGAGUGUGCGCGCAUGAGUGUGUGCGCAUGCGUGUGCGCGCAUGAGUGUGUGUGUGUGUGUGUGUGUGUGUGUGUGUGUGUUCUCUGAAUGAGUGCCAGGUGCGGACCACAGCUUUGUCACCACCCUGUGGGCCUUUUUGUUACUCCCUCAACUGAUGGCGUUUUGGUAUGCGCGUUGCGUGUGCACUUGUUUUGCUGUGCAUCAAAUGGAAGUUGCCGUUCUUGUUGCCGAUAUUCUGUGUACCACCUCUCGCAUUGUGGUUCCUGUUUCUUUGCUCCCCACCAUCAGAGCGUGUUCCUUCGCCCCCCCACCGUCUGUUUGUUCAAGCGUUUACCAUUCGUCCCAGUUCAGUUCAGUUCAGUUCCAAUUCUUUCUUUCUUUCUCUGUGUUUUCCGCGUGUGAAUGUCAUUGUCAAAUCAUAAAUCAACCCCGC
This is a messenger RNA of Salpingoeca rosetta, 3365 nucleotides long. RefSeq lists its product as uncharacterized. Gene Ontology annotation, biological process: adenylate cyclase-activating G protein-coupled receptor signaling pathway. Bases 280 to 2871 code for a protein of 863 amino acids. The transcript is spliced from 10 exons. NCBI's taxonomy places the organism in Eukaryota, Choanoflagellata, Craspedida, Salpingoecidae. Gene Ontology annotation, molecular function: G protein-coupled receptor activity. The record is from RefSeq and is a predicted model, not a curated record. Gene Ontology annotation, cellular component: plasma membrane.